This is a messenger RNA of Salvia splendens (bonfire salvia), 1438 nucleotides long. RefSeq names its product jasmonate-induced oxygenase 2. The transcript is spliced from 3 exons. The coding region runs from base 154 to 1206 and encodes 350 amino acids. The record is from RefSeq and is a predicted model, not a curated record. NCBI's taxonomy places the organism in Eukaryota, Viridiplantae, Streptophyta, Magnoliopsida, Lamiales, Lamiaceae.
UAUAGUAGUAGUAGUACACAACAUGAAAUCCACGUUGCACUUCAAAUUAAAUUACGUCGAUAGCAUUUAUUUCACACACUAAACUAACUUCCAAUCUUUCUAUAUAACUACAUAAACACCUCUCUUAAUUCAUUCUCAACCCGCCAAUAGAAAAUGAUGAGCACGGUGCAGGUUUGGCCCGAACCCGUGAUCCGGGUCCAGCAAUUGUCGGACAGCGGGAUCCGGGUCAUACCCGACCGCUACGUCAAGAAGCCCGCGGACCAGCCGGGUGAUGCAGCGGCGGCCAGCGACAUUCCGGUCAUCGACAUGGAGGGGCUGAGCUCCGGAGACGCCGAGGUGACGGCGGCGCUGAUCGACCAGGCGUGCCGCGAGUGGGGAUUCUUUCAGGUGGCGAACCACGGCGUCAGCCCCGGCCUCAUGGCGCGCUGCCGUGAGGCGUGGCGGGAGUUCUUUCAGCUGCCGCUGGCGGAGAAGCAGAGGUAUGCUAAUUCGCCAGCGACGUACGAGGGCUAUGGCAGCCGGCUCGGUGUCGAGAAGGGGAUAUCUCUGGAUUGGAGCGAUUACUUCUUCCUCCAUUUUCUUCCUAUUGGGCUCAGAGAUGAGAACAAAUGGCCCACUUUACCCGUUUCAUGCAGGGAAUUGGCAGCGGAGUACAGUAGAGAAGUGGUGGAAUUGUGUGGAAAAUUGAUGAAGAUUUUGGCGAGAAAUCUUGGGCUUAGAGAGGACUACCUUUUAGAAGCAUUUGGAGGAGAGGAAGAGUUGGGUGCAUGCAUGCGUGUUAACUAUUACCCAAAAUGCCCCCAACCGGACCGCACCCUUGGCCUUUCUUCCCACUCCGAUCCUGGCGGUUUGACUCUUCUUUAUUCCGAUGAAAAUGUCUCCGGCCUCCAAAUCCGACGUGGCGACACCUGGAUCACCGUUAAGCCCCAACCUAACACCUUCAUCGUCAACUUAGGCGACCAACUCCAGAUAUUGAGUAAUGCAAAUUAUAAAAGCGUGGAGCACCGUGUGAUUGUGAAUUCGGCCAAGGAGAGGGUAUCGUUGGCACUCUUCUACAAUCCCAAGGGUGAUAAGGUCAUUAAGCCGGCGGAGGAGCUGGUCUCGCCGGGGCAGCCGCUGCGCUACUCGGCCACCACUUAUAACGACUACCGCCUCUACAUUAGGACGAAGGGUCCUUGCGGCAAGUCUCAAGUCGAAUCACUUUAAUCAAUUUCUACAUAAAUUAAUUAUUAUAUGAAUAAAAACUUGCCUUUUCCUCUCCUCAUAAUUUGGUGAAGUAUUCAACUAAUUACCCCAAAUUUAAGGAAGGAAUGAAGGGUAUAUUGGGUGUGAUAUUUACUUGUGUAGAUUAUAUAUGAUGUACGUUAUGUUAUUUGUUUUCCGAAUGUUAUGUAAUUUUGAAUAAUAUUUUAACUAGUUAAGUAGUCCUUUUUCAUUA